Molecule: messenger RNA, 1839 nt
Organism: Trachymyrmex cornetzi
Lineage: Eukaryota; Metazoa; Arthropoda; Insecta; Hymenoptera; Formicidae
Gene: Tif-IA
Product: RNA polymerase I-specific transcription initiation factor RRN3 homolog Tif-IA
Biological process (GO): transcription initiation at RNA polymerase I promoter
Cellular component (GO): nucleus
Molecular function (GO): RNA polymerase I core binding; RNA polymerase I general transcription initiation factor activity
Source: RefSeq, a predicted model, not a curated record
AUGAAGCGAUACCUGGGUGACACUCGAGUGGGUAUCAGAACUAAGUACAUGGAUCAGCAAUGGAUUGGCAGCACUGCUAAUCGGCUGAAAGUAUAUGAUCACAUGUCUGUGGUAUCCUCAAGAAUCAGCAGUGUGUCAUCUAUGUUGAAAAACAGCGAAAUUAGAGCGCAGUUUAUUAAAAAACCUGACAAAAUAUGCACACUCCCGAAAGAUGUUAAAGAUAUAUUAUAUAAUUACAAGGGUAUUAGAAAAAAAAAAUACGAAAAGUUGAUACAUUCGAUAAAAAAUGAUGUUAUAAAGGAUAACAAUUUAGCAGAAUUUAUAACUGAAGUAAUGCAGUAUAUAUCCUUGUUAGAUAUUGAACGCAAAUUGUUUGUUGAAGCACUUCUUCAAAUUGACUGGACGAAUAGAUCAUCACAAGUGAUUUUUACGUAUAAACUCUUUUUGCAAAAUUUAGCAUGUGUGCAGACAUUUCACACAAAUAUUGUAAUAAAUUGUCUCGUCGAAUUAUUUAAACCAAAAAAUAUCGAACAUGAAAUUGGACAACUUAAAGAUGAAGAUGUGGAAAGGCUAAAUCAUAUACAUGAUAUAUUACGUGAAAUUUUGAGAGUAGUACCAAUGUCAAAUAAGGAUUUACUUGAAGCCCUUGAAACACAUUUUCCAUUCUAUCUUGUACAUGGUACUUAUAUACAUGAAAUUUAUGUCUAUGCAUUGUUAGAAAUUCUGAAUUAUGCACCUCAGCUAAGAAGAAAUAUUUUAAUCCUUAUUAUUAGAAAGCUAGUGACAUUGGAUGCCAAUGUACCUUGUCAAGAAGUGAACAAUGAUGAAAACAUGGUAGAAGAUGAUUGUAUCAGUAAUGGAACAGGUGAUAAUGACAAUUUGACCAAAAUUAACAGUGAUACAGACAAAAGUAGGAUUAUACAUCCAACUGCACGUAUACUAGACUCGUGCCUGGAAUUAUUUUUUAAAUAUAUGCACGAGUUUUGUUUUGUGAAUGACGUUCUGCAAAUGAAGAACCUGGAAAUAAUGUAUAGCGAUAUUGUCUAUGCAUUUGAAAAAGAAAUAUUAAAUAUGUACGGCAUUCGAUAUGUGCAAUAUAUCGUGUUCUACAUGUGCAGUUUUGGACAAUUGCGAAUUUCUACAAUUGAGGAAAGGUUUACAAAUUGGUUGUGGCGAGAAGUGGUUGUGAAACCUAAUUCUACAGUACCACCGAUUUAUCGGCAAACAGCUGUUUGUUAUAUUUCUAGUCUGCUUGCAAAUGCCUCAUUUAUUUCUCCGCAAUUAGUGAAAACGAUGAUCUCUAAAUUGACACAAUGGCUAAACGAAUAUAUCACUUCGCAAGAAUAUUCGGAAUAUAUUGAGGAUUAUGCAAGACAUGCUGUGUUUUACUCUGUUUGUCAAGCGUUCUUUCAUUUAUUUGUCGCAAGGUACAAGCAUUUUGUAUUUGACUUGAAAUAUGAAAAAUUUCUUCAGAAUCUUUCUCUUUCAAUAUCCAAAAUUGUUACUUGUAAAUUAAAUCCCUUGAAGAUGUGCGACACCAAGAUCGUUCACGCUUUUGCCCAAACUACAAGAACAUAUGGACUAGCCUACUGCGAUUCUGUAAUCGAAUAUAACGAGCGCAAUCAAUUACCCAUUUUCGGAAUGGAAUCGCAUUUGCCCGUUCUGAUUCCCAAUUUUUUCCCGUUCGAAUCUUAUACAUUAGAACAUAGUGGACGGAGAAUAGCUCCUUUAUUUUAUAAUAAUAGGGCAAAUAUUGACUGUCGAUCAGUUAACAAAUGUGAAUAAGAAAAUAAAUACAUGAUUUACACAUAUGUAUAUAUAAAUAAAUUAUGAUGCCAC